AUCACUCGCUUUACAUCACCACACACACUUACACACACACAAAAUUUCAACUUUCUUCUGUCUACAAAGGAAGAAAAUUUUUUGGGUGUGACGCGCGACUCGCCAAACGCCCCAAAAAAGCCCCGAAAUCCGUCAAAAAUCGACUUGUGAGUCUGGCACGAGACGCGCCCAAAAUGCAGCGAUAGACAUUAGAUAAGCGAAAAAGCAAAAAAAAAAGAAGAAAAAACGAUGAAGUGGUUCGCUGUUGUGCUGUUUUGUCUUCUGUCGAUGUCUUCCGAGGAGGUCGCUGCUUGGGGCGAUGCCACACGCACGGGACCCAAAGUGAAGGCGAAGGAGCAGCUCCACGUUGGCCUUAUUGCACCUCACACGAAUUUCGGGAAGCGCGAGUAUCUGCGUGCCAUCAACUCUGCCGUCAAUGGCUUGAACAAAAUUAGAGGUCAAAAACUAUCAUUUCUCUCCAACUAUGAAUUUACCGUUUCUAAUGUGCAUUUUGACAUGAUGAGCUUAACGCCAAGCCCUACAGCUAUUUUAAACACACUCUGUAAGGAAUUUUUACACGCCAAUGUCUCAUCAAUCCUCUACAUGAUGAACUACGAGCAGUACGGUCGCUCCACUGCCAGCGCCCAAUACUUUUUGCAACUUGCUGGUUACUUGGGCAUUCCCGUCAUCUCCUGGAACGCCGACAACUCUGGACUCGAACGAAGAGCCUCGCAAUCUACGAUGCAACUGCAGAUGGCACCCAGCAUAGAGCAUCAAUCCGCUGCUAUGUUGGCCAUUCUCGAACGUUACAAAUGGCAUCAGUUUUCUGUAGUUACGUCACAGAUUGCGGGGCACGACGAUUUUGUGCAGGCGGUGCGCGAACGAGUGGCUGCUGUACAGGAUCAUUUCAAAUUCACGAUCCUCAAUUCGAUUAUCGUCACACGUCCCAGCGACUUAAUCGAAUUGGUGAACAGCGAAGCGCGCGUCAUGCUCCUGUAUUCGACGAAGGAAGAGGCAUCCCGAAUUCUCGCCACAGCGGCCGAACUCAAAAUCACGGGCGAAAAUUAUGUGUGGGUCGUGACGCAAUCUGUCAUCGAAAAUACGCAACCGCCGCCGCAAUUUCCCGUCGGCAUGUUAGGCGUGCAUUUCGACACCUCGAGCAGUGCUUUAAUCAACGAGAUCGGAAACGGCAUCAAAGUUUACGCAUUUGGCGUCGAAGCCUUCCUGAACGAUCCCGCGAACACAAAUCGCGACCUCAGCACGCAUCAGUUGUCGUGCGAAGAUCAGGGACGCGGUCGAUGGGAUAACGGCGAACAAUUUUUCCGCUACUUGCGAAAUGUCUCGAUCGAGAACGACAUCAACAAGCCGAACAUCGAAUUCACCGGAGAUGGCGAUUUAAAAUCUGCCGAACUGAAAAUCAUGAAUUUACGCCCGUCGAUUAACAGCAAAACGCUCGUUUGGGAGGAAAUUGGCGUUUGGAAGUCUUGGGUCCCGCAACAGCAACAACUCGACAUUCGCGACAUUGCCUGGCCCGGAAAUUCUCAUGCCCCUCCGCAAGGCGUCCCCGAGAAAUUUCACUUGAAAAUCACGUUUUUGGAAGAAGCGCCAUACAUAAAUCUCUCGCCCGCAGAUCCCGUUUCGGGAAAAUGUCUCAUGGAUCGCGGGAUUUUGUGUCGCAUCGCUUCCGAUCACGAAAUUGCCGACAUCGAUGUGGGCCAAGCGGCGAAAAAUGGCUCGUUUUUCCAGUGUUGCAGCGGUUUUUGCAUCGAUUUGUUGGAAAAAUUCGCAGAUGCGCUCGGUUUCACCUACGAACUGGUCCGCGUUGAAGACGGAAGAUGGGGAACUCUCGAAAAUGGGAAAUGGAAUGGCUUGAUUAAUGAACUAAUGAAUCGAAAAACUGACAUGGUACUUACGUCGUUGAUGAUAAAUGCCGAACGAGAAGCUGUUGUUGACUUUAGUGUGCCGUUUAUGGAGACGGGAAUGGCGAUUGUCGUUGCGAAACGCACGGGAAUUAUUUCGCCGACGGCAUUUUUGGAGCCUUUUGACACGGCGUCGUGGAUGUUGGUUGGAAUUGUGGCGAUUCAGGCAGCUACUUUCAUGAUUUUCUUGUUUGAAUGGUUGUCGCCGAGCGGGUUUAACAUGAAAUUUUCGAUGCCGAAAGCCUCGGAUACGCCGCACAAGUUUUCGCUUUUCAGGACUUAUUGGUUGGUGUGGGCGGUUCUCUUUCAGGCUGCGGUUCAUGUAGAUUCCCCACGUGGUUUCACAUCGCGCUUCAUGACCAACGUUUGGGCGAUGUUCGCUGUGGUAUUUUUGGCUAUUUACACUGCCAACUUAGCAGCUUUCAUGAUAACGCGCGAGGAAUUUCACGAGUUUACCGGUUUGGAUGACAGUCGACUCUCACGCCCCUACAGCCAGAAACCGAGCGUAAAAUUUGGCACGAUUCCCUAUAGUCACACCGACUCGACAAUUGCCAAAUAUUUCAAGGAGAUGCAUUAUUACAUGAAAGAUUUUAAUCGAUCUAGCGUUGCGGAAGGAGUUGCCAGCGUUCUGAAUGGCAAAUUGGAUGCUUUUAUCUACGACGGCACGGUUCUCGACUAUUUGGUGCAACAAGAUGAGGAUUGUCGUCUUCUUACUGUCGGUCAAUGGUAUGCGAUGACGGGAUACGGCUUGGCAUUCAGUCGCAACUCAAAGUACGUCGGGAUGUUCAACAAAUGGAUUUUGGAGUUUCGCGCAAACGGCGAUCUCGAACGCUUGCGUCGCUACUGGAUGACCGGCACUUGUCGACCCGGCAAACAAGAACACAAGUCUUCCGAUCCACUCGCUCUCGAACAGUUUUUAUCCGCUUUCUUGCUCCUCAUGGCGGGCAUUUUGCUUGCGGCGCUCUUGCUGCUUCUCGAGCAUCUUUACUUCAAGUAUUUCCGCAAACGACUGGCAAAAUCGGAUCGCGGCGGUUGCUGUGCCCUCAUAUCGUUGUCCAUGGGCAAGUCGUUGACGUUCCGCGGCGCCGUCUUUGAAGCCACCGAAAUUCUCAAGCAGCACAAAUGCAAGGACCCGAUUUGCGAUACGCAUUUGUGGAAGGUGAAGCAUGAACUGGAUAUGGCGCGACUUCGGAUCCGGCAGCUGGAGAAGACGAUGGAUCAGCAUGGCGUGAAGGCGCCACAAGUUCGCAUCGUUUCGACGUCAGAUCUGAUCGAGUCGACGCACCGCCAUAACUUGCAUCAUCGGCAGUUGCUGAAUAACUUGAGUAUCGGCGGAAGUGCACAGGAUUUGCAUAGAUGGUCUUACAAGACAGAAAUUGCUGAAAUGGAAACCGUUUUAUAAAGAAGUUAACAAACCAAAC
Messenger RNA from Culicoides brevitarsis, 3319 nucleotides. It is a transcript of the gene Nmdar2, whose product is annotated as glutamate receptor ionotropic, NMDA 2B. NCBI's taxonomy places the organism in Eukaryota, Metazoa, Arthropoda, Insecta, Diptera, Ceratopogonidae. The transcript has 7 exons. The record is from RefSeq and is a predicted model, not a curated record. Bases 229 to 3300 code for a protein of 1023 amino acids. Gene Ontology annotation, biological process: monoatomic ion transport. Gene Ontology annotation, molecular function: NMDA glutamate receptor activity. Gene Ontology annotation, cellular component: plasma membrane.